Ambispora gerdemannii is the source of this 177-nucleotide messenger RNA. NCBI's taxonomy places the organism in Eukaryota, Fungi, Glomeromycota, Glomeromycetes, Archaeosporales, Ambisporaceae. The record is from the annotation of a GenBank genome assembly.
AUGUCUGAUAAAUUUGAAUCACUUUGUGAAUUUCUGAGAAAUGUUCCAUUAACUCAAAUUACUAACUCGAGCAUACUAUAUCAAUUACUAUUACGUAAAGUGGAAGACGAGGAUGUGACUGAUGACCAUAAAGAACAUCUUAGAUUAUUGCAAGAUAAUAAUCAGGCAAUCGAUUGA